This is a messenger RNA of Amborella trichopoda, 2256 nucleotides long. RefSeq names its product galacturonosyltransferase 6 (gene GAUT6). Gene Ontology annotation, molecular function: polygalacturonate 4-alpha-galacturonosyltransferase activity. The record is from RefSeq and is a predicted model, not a curated record. NCBI's taxonomy places the organism in Eukaryota, Viridiplantae, Streptophyta, Magnoliopsida, Amborellales, Amborellaceae.
GAGAGGGUUUUAGAGAGAGAGAGGGAACAGAGAUAAUUAUCAUAUUUCCCUUAUUAUUGUCGCUUUUCCCCGCAUUUGGUCCCCACAUUUUAAUGUCUUUUGUUCAUUCCAGGGAGAAAAGAACAUCCGAGGUUUCCCGCACGCAAUCUUAUGUAGCAGUCAUUAUCUCUCUCAUCAAAUGAUGCCCACUCUUUUAUCUUUCCCUCUCUAAAAGUACAAGAGAACCCCACCAAAAUUUCCAGUAAUGGCCUCACUCUCGGAGCCCUGAUCCAGAGAUGCCUACUCUCUCCAAGGCCCAGCAAAAUAGCGUUUUCAAACUGAACCAGCCUUGGAAAUGGCAGAGACUUCUCCUCAUCUCCUUUCUCUUCACCUCUGUUUUUGCCCCAAUCCUCUUCCUAUCAGAUAAGCUCACAUACUUCACCUCAUCUUCAGAGCACAAAGAAUUUCUCGAUGACAUAUCCAGCGUCGUGAGUCUUGAUCAUCCUCUGAAACGUGGCAGCGAUUCUGGUAAACUCAAUGCUAUCCAGCAGGAAACUGGAGAGAAUGUGAAAGAACCAAGACGAUUUGUGUUUAGAGAUGGAGAAGACAAGCCCCCAGCUAGGGUUAUCGGUUCUACUGGUUCCAAAAAUGCCAGGUCCCAUGGAAAUCACGGAAAACAUCAGAGCAGACUUGAGCAACUCAUUCCUCUUCAGGAGGUGCAAUCAAAACAUCAGUUGGGUGAGAAGAGCGUAAGGUCUCGAACCCAUAAACCAACUGAGGAGAAGGUGCUUCAGAUGAGAGACCAGGUUAUCAGGGCCAAGGCAUACUUGAAUUUUGCCGCCCCUCGAAGUAACUCCCACCUAGCAAAAGAGCUGAGAUUGCGGAUCCGAGAGUCUGAACGUUCUUUGGGCGAUGCCAUCAAAGAUUCAGAUCUUCACAGAAGUGCUUCACAGAGGAUGAGAUCAAUGGAGGCUGUCUUAACUAAAGCUGGUCGAGUUUACAACGACUGCGGAGCCAUGGCAACGAAGCUUCGAGCAAUGACACAUAAUGCAGAGGAGCAGGUGGCCGCCCACAAGAAGCAAGCGGAGCAUCUCUCUCAGCUAGCUGCCACUACCUUUCCUAAGGGCCUCCAUUGCCUUACUAUGCGUCUCACUACUGACUUUUUUGAGCUUCAAUCUGAUAAGCGGGGAAUCACUGAUACAUCAAAAUUGAAGAGGCCGGACCUUUACCAUUAUGUCAUCUUCUCAGACAAUGUCCUUGCGUGUUCAGUGGUUGUCAACUCCACUGUCUCCUCUUCUUUGGCACCAGAAAAGCUCGUCAUUCAUGUGGUCACUGACAUGCUGAAUUACCCAGCCAUGACCACUUGGUUUCGAUCAAAUCCACCCGGCCAGGCCGCUCUUGAGGUCCUGAACAUGGAUGAGCUCACUUGGCUUGACCCUAGUCGUGGUUUUCCUUCUAAUCAGCCAAGUGAUUCACUGACUCCCAAGUUUCGAAAUCCCAAGUACAUAAAUCCACUGAACCAUGCUCGGUUCUAUAUCCCCGAAAUCUUUCCUGCUCUUGACAAGGUGGUUCAUCUUGACCAUGAUGUGGUGGUUCAGAGGGACCUGAGUUUGCUAUGGUCCAUGGAUAUGAAAGGGAUGGUUAAUGGAGCGGUGCAUGAGUGCAGUCGUGGUGGACUCGAGCACACUCUUGAUGCAUUCUUGAACUUCUCAGACCCAGUUGUGGUGAGUAGACUUGAUGCUAAGGCUUGUGCAUGGGGGUUUGGGGUGAAUAUGUUUGAUCUGAGAGAAUGGCGACAACGUAAGCUGACAAACGUCUAUCAUGAAUGGUUGGAAAUGGGUAAGGGAAGGCAGCUGUGGAAACUCGGUAGCCUACCAGUUGGGUUAGCAACCUUUCAUGGGGCAACAGUGAGGCUAAAUGGUGGAUUGAUGGUACAUGGACUUGGCUAUGACCCUUUAGUAAGUCGGAGAGAUAUUGAAAAAGCAGCAGUCUUACAUUAUGAUGGUAACAUGAAACCGUGGCUCGAGAUCGCCAUGGCAAAGUAUAGGGGCUACUGGACGAAGUUUGUUCCGUAUGAACAGCCCUACUUGCAACAAUGCAACAUCCAUCCAUAGAUGUUUCACGCCCCCCCCUCUCUUUCUUUUGGGGUUUUAUUUCCUUUUGUGCAGGGUUAUGACAUUUAUAAUUUUUUCAAGCUUUUGAUCCUUGUAAUUCUUUUGGGCCCACAAUUCACCUGAAAAUGACUUAAUUUUUUUCAAUAAAUGGAAUUAUGCACUA